This is a messenger RNA of Solanum dulcamara, 846 nucleotides long. Its product is annotated as CASP-like protein 1F1. The transcript is spliced from 3 exons. NCBI's taxonomy places the organism in Eukaryota, Viridiplantae, Streptophyta, Magnoliopsida, Solanales, Solanaceae. Bases 104 to 655 code for a protein of 183 amino acids. The record is from RefSeq and is a predicted model, not a curated record.
CACUAUUCCACAACGCUUGCCACAUUUGCUAAUUCUCUUAUCAUAUACUUUUGGCCCUUUACAUCAGUUUUCUUUUUUCUAAAGAAGAGAGAGAUCUCAAAAGAUGAAUCAUCUUGGAGCCAAAUCAACAGAAUUCCCAACCUCACUAUUCAAAUCUGAAAAACGCUCCAUUUUUGCCCAAAUUUUAUUGAGGAUUUUUGCUAUUGGAUUCACUUUGACGGCCGCUUGCAUAAUUCACAAUAGCAAACAGACGCUCAUUAUUUUCACUGUCGAGACGGAUGCUCGAUAUACCUAUUCUCCCGCUCUCAAGUUCUUUGCCUAUGCAAAUAUGAUUGGAUGUGCCUUCUCUAUUUUGUCUCUGUUUCUUGUUUCCAUCUUUGGCCGUAAGAGUCUUCACCCACACAAGUAUUUUUACCUCUUCUUCCAUGAUAUGAUUAUGAUGGCACUAUUGAUAUCUGGAUUUUCAGCAGCAACAACAAUUGGAUAUCUAGGAAAAUAUGGAGAGAUUCAUUCAGGGUGGAUGCCAAUUUGUGAUUCUUUUGCAAAAUUCUGUCAUAAAAUUAUAGCCAGUCUUAUAUUCUCCGCUUUUGGGGUUAUUUUCUAUCUAUUCCUUGCUAUCCUAUCCGCAAAUCAAUCUAGAAAAAUCCAAGUUUGAAAUAAUGUCCCUUAAUUACCCCUAGGAAAAAAAAUAAUGCUAAGUGUAUAAUAGCAGUAAGAUUUUAAAUGUAGCAUCAAGGAAGGUAAAAAAAAACCUUAUGUAAUGCAGAUGCAAUUAUUAUUAAAUUUUUACAGUUGCAGAUUGUACGAUAUUUGGUGGAAUCAUAAAUGCAGUUAGUAAUUAAUUUA